AUGUCCCACGGCUCCGGGAACCUCAACAACGGCAGCGGCGCUGCCGGAGGAGGUGGAGUCGCCGGCCAAAACCCCGGCGUGAGCGGCGAGAUUGGAGGGAGUGAGGGAGAGGUCGACGGCAGCCGAGGAACCGGUUGCGGAGGUUCUGGGGGAGGCGGCGGGGAAGCUGGUGCAGGAGAAGGGACGUGGCAGAAUGCGAGGUACAAGUCGGAGAUUCUUUCUCAUCCGCUGUACGAGCAGCUGCUGUCCGCUCAUGUGGCUUGUCUCCGGAUCGCCACUCCGGUCGACCAGCUCCCGAGGAUCGACGCCCAGCUGGCCCAGUCUCAGCAUGUCGUCUCCAAGUACUCUGUGCUCGGCGGCCCCGGCAACCAGAUGCUCGCUGGCGAAAAUAAGGAGCUGGAUCAGUUCAUGGUUACUCUCCCUCCCUCCCUCCCUCUCUCUCUCUCUCUCUCUCUCUCUCUCUCUCUCUCUCUCUCUCUCUCUCUCUCUCUCUCUUUCUCACACACACACACACUCACUCACUCACUAGACAUAUAUAUAUAUAUAUAUAUAUCCUGUCGAUUGAUAUACUUAUCAUUCUGUGCUUCAUUUAUUUCCUGGCUGCUGCGUCUGAUUUCCGCCUCCCAUGAUCUUCAUUUUCUUUCUUGAAGUCGGUUCUUUAGAUUUCCUUCAAUUUUUCCACUGCCUCCGCAGUGCAGCCGCAAUUUUUCCUUCAGAGUGUUCCUUAGAUGCGGAGCUCUCUAAUGGAGGGAGAACUGAAUGCCCUGUGAGAGCAAUUCUGGGAACCCAGAUCCGAAACCCCCUGCGGUGUUCUAGAGCGAGAAACUGCUGUCUGACCCACAUUCAUCUUGAUGUUCUUGCUCGAUCAUAUCAACCUACCCCGCCUUGCCCUCUGCCCUUUUGGCAGAAACUGAUGCAGGCAUCCCAAACGAUCGACAUGCUAGAUUUCAUGACAUGUUUUUGCUCUGGGGAUGGGAUUCUCGUCGGCCCUUGAUGGUUUCUUCUUCAUCUCUCUACUGACUUACUCAGAAUGUGGAAUGCCUAGAAGAAUAUCUUGAAUGAGGAAUGCCUCACAGCCCAUCUCCGCCCUCCGUUUUAUUUUUUAUUUUUAAAGUGUGGAAAUGAGAAAUUCAGCUUAAAACAUGAAACUUAGGGUUCUAUCUUGAAGCCCGUUUUCUAGGCGAGGGUAUUCCCUUGUUUGGAUGAAACAGAACAGAGGACGGUGGAUAUCUGUCUCUAAUGGCAGUUUAUGUGCUUCAUUUCUGUAAAUUUCGAGUCUUUUUUCUUCUUUAUUUUCUCUCGGAUUGAUAGUUUGGAGAAGGUGGCUGGAGCCGAUGAAGAAAGAUUGUAAUUUUGAUCUCUGACUGGGUCCGAUUGCUCAUUCAGACCCACUACGUUCUGCUGCUGUGUUCAUUCAAGGAGCAACUGCAACAGCACGUGCGAGUUCACGCCAUGGAAGCAGUGAUGGCUUGCUGGGAGCUCGAGCAGUCCCUUCAGAGCCUCACAGGUCUCUCUCUCUCUCUCUUCAUGUGCUUGUGGCAGGAUUGUGAGAGAAUCUGAAUGCUCUCUCUCUCUCUCUCUCUCUCUCUCUCUCUCUCUCUCUCUUUCUCUCUAUUCAUGUGGCGUCAGGUGUCUCGGCCAGUGAGGGAACGGGGGCGACCAUGUCGGACGAGGACGACGACCAGGCGGACAGCGAGGCGAACCUGUACGAGGGCAACUUCGACGGGCCCGACAACAUGGGCUUCGGUCCCCUCGUGCCCACCGAGAGCGAGCGCACUCUCAUGGAGCGCGUGCGCCAGGAGCUCAAGCACGAGCUGAAGCAGGUUAGAGCGAGAAACUAGAGAGGGACGUAAAAAGUCAAAGACCUACCCCAGCUUUCAGGAGAUAAUUACCAGCUGAAAAUCGUGGCCCUCCUUUCUUUGCCUUGUUUUUUCUUUCCUUUUUAGGGUUACAAGGAGAAGAUUGUGGACAUACGGGAGGAGAUCCUGCGGAAGAGGAGGGCCGGGAAGCUCCCUGGGGACACCACCUCCGUCCUCAAGGCCUGGUGGCAGUCCCACUCCAAGUGGCCAUACCCCACCGUGAGUCAGCCCCCCUCCCCCCCCGUUGACUUUUCUCCCAAGAUUUAGUGAGAGAAACUUAAUUCUCUCUCUCUCUCUCUCUCUCUUUUUCUCUCUCUCUCUCUUCCUCAGGAGGACGAUAAGGCACGGCUGGUGCAGGAGACGGGGCUGCAUCUGAAGCAGAUCAACAACUGGUUCAUCAACCAGAGGAAGCGCAACUGGCACAGCAACCCCUCGUCGUCCACCUCCCUCAAGAGCAAGCGCAAGAGGUGGGUUCUUCUUCUUCUUCUUCUAGGGUUCCUUCUCCUUCUUCUUCUUCUUCCAUGGUUUUCCUCUUACCUGAUGGUUUUUCUUUUCUUCUUUUAUCUAUGAACAAUUCACCAGCAAUGCAGGUGACAACGGUGGCGAACGGUUCAUGUAAGCUGAUCGCCGCCCUACCCACCUCGGCCGGAAGGUAAUUGAUAUGAGAGAGAGAGAGAGAGAGAGAGAGAGAGAGAGAGAGAGAGAGAGAGAGAGAGAAGAGAGAGACCACAGUUGGUGCUGCAAGUGGUUGAUUUGCACUGUGAGAGUGCCGGGGGGGGGGGGCUCCCCACCCAUAUUCGCACGUGUAAGAUGGACACGUGUGGGCCCGCGCGCCCAAGUCGCGCGUGCGGAACGCCGCCUGCCACGUGUCGCGAACGUGGUUGUAGAGUCGGUUGCCAGCGAUUGAUUGCCUGCCCCGACGGCGCCGCCGAGACGACGGAUUUAUAUACAGCUCGAUGUUGUGAGGCGUGUUUAUGUCUAUUUCCUGUCUUAAUCCCAAGGGUCGUGCCACGUCUCCCGCCAACAGAUUUUACUAAUUAUAGAAAGGGGAAUGACGUGUUUCUCCAUCGGGAUCGGCCCGUUGUGUGAGUGAGUGAACCAAGACGCCGAGUCUCAAAUCGGUCAAAAACUGGAUGACGUAAUUAUUUCAUUUUUAAAUUUUAAUAACAUGAAUAAUAAUAAUAAUAAUCCCCCCCCCAGUAACUGUGGUCAUUCAGCCGACUCGAUUGGGGGUUCUUCCUGAGGGGCUAAAAUGCCACCACGUGGCAUUUUAACAUUAUUUUAUUCCAAAAAGCAAAAAAUUGCGGUGCUCUUGCGUGUUCUUGACGGAUUCUAUCAUAAUAUCUGUCCUCUCGCACCGAUGAUAUACAUAAUCUGCGGGUGGGGUCUCUAGAUUUUUAUUUUUUAUUUUUUAUUUUUCCCUGUUCCUCACUUAAAAUGCCGCUUCUCGGAGGCGUCGGAAGCUUCUCCAUGGCGAGAGACGGUGAUAUUUCCGCCAUUAAUUACACGUUUGAGCCUGCUGAGUUGGUGAGAGUGGCUCCAGGCGGGAGGCAGCUUCCGGUUUCCUUCCCAUGGAGAUCACGCGGCUGCGGUUUGACUCAACUCUCACGUGAUUCCGAUGAACAGAUAGAUCUUCGAGCCAUCACGAGAUUCUGAUUCUUUGAUUGCGGCAGUCCGAGAGGUCGAGAUCGAGAGCGGAGAGGAGAGAGAGAAAUGGCGACGCGGGGGUUGUUGAGGAGAUCGGAUCGGGAAAUGACUGGUGAGAAAAUUUCCGUGGCAUUCAAUUGCUAGAAAAUCAAUGAAUCUCGCUGAAAUGGACGGCUCACUAUUCACAGAGACAAGCAGAUGAAUCGAAUCAUGAAAGGGGGGGAAAAAGAAUCGGAGUAUUGAGGCCGUAGCGGCGGAUGAGGAGCUAG
Molecule: messenger RNA, 3775 nt
Organism: Spirodela intermedia
Lineage: Eukaryota; Viridiplantae; Streptophyta; Magnoliopsida; Alismatales; Araceae
Source: the annotation of a GenBank genome assembly